UCCUGGGCACAGAAAUGUAAAAAGCAGUUUUUCUGAAUUUGUAGCUUAUCAGUACCAGUUGGCUUUAGAGAGAUUUGAGUGGAACGAAGUGAAGAAAGUCAAAUCCAUCGUUCCCAUGAUUCACGUAUCCUGGAACGUGGCACGGAACGUCAAAGUCACUGACCCAGACACUUACAAGAUGAUCAAACACUGUCUCCUCCAGUCUAUUAAGCACAUUCAGAUUCUGAGGGACCAGCUAGUGGCAGGAGGAAAGAAGAUUUCCUACCAGAGCAGAGUGAAGGAUGAGCCGGCCUACUACUGUAACGAGUGUGAUGUGGAGGUGUUUAACCUGCUGUUUGUGACCAGUGAGAAUGGCAGUCGGAAGAUGUAUGUGGUGCACUGUGAGGAUUGUGCACGACAACGCAACCCAAACCUCUCCAAUGUAGUAGUGCUGGAGCAAUGCAGCAUGGAGGAGCUCAUGAGCGUGCACGUAUGUUAA
Molecule: messenger RNA, 478 nt
Organism: Sinocyclocheilus rhinocerous
Lineage: Eukaryota; Metazoa; Chordata; Actinopteri; Cypriniformes; Cyprinidae
Product: lysine-specific demethylase 6B-like
Exons: 3
Coding region: 116-478 (120 amino acids)
Biological process (GO): regulation of gene expression; heart development
Cellular component (GO): MLL3/4 complex
Molecular function (GO): histone H3K27me2/H3K27me3 demethylase activity; chromatin DNA binding; RNA polymerase II cis-regulatory region sequence-specific DNA binding
Source: RefSeq, a predicted model, not a curated record